AGCAUUUGUGUUACAUUUGCAACACCACCACCAUUCUCACACCCACACCCAGUUGAAACCGAUUCACAUAGCGAGCGUCUUCAAACUGCGAGAGUGAGUGAGGGAGGGAUCCAUCCCAAAACCUCAACCCUAAUUUCACCCACCCGCGACCACCAUGUCGUCGUCGCAAGAGAGCGCUUCUCGUUCAAGCUCCGCCGCGGCUGAUUCCUACAUUGGUUGCUUGAUCAGCUUGACCUCCAAGAGUGAGAUCAGAUACGAGGGGAUUCUCUACAACAUCAACACCGAUGAAUCCAGUAUUGGCCUCCGCAACGUGCGAUCUUUUGGAACAGAAGGAAGGAAAAUGGAUGGUCAACAAAUUCCCCCAAGCGACAAGGUUUAUGAGUAUAUACUUUUCCGUGGAUCUGACAUCAAGGAUUUACAGGUUAAAUCUUCUCCACCUGUCCAGCCUACUCCACAAGUCAAUAUUGACCCAGCUAUCAUUCAGUCUCACUAUCCUCGCCCAGCGACCACAUCUACAAGUUUGCCUUCUGCUGUAAGUGGGUCUUUGACUGAUCUCAGUUCCCAUCAUACUGCACAGCUUGGACUUCCUGGGUCAAAUUUUCAAGGACCCUUGCCUUUGUAUCAACCUGGAGGGAACAUAGGAUCAUGGGGAGCUUCUCCAGCUCCAAAUGCAAGUGGUGGUGGGCUUCCUAUGCCGGUGUAUUGGCAAGGAUAUUAUGGUGCCCCGGGUGGUCUUCCUCAUUUACACCAGCAACCUUUGCUUCGACCACCACCUGGUUUAGCAAUGCAUUCAUCUAUUCAGCAGCCUAUGCAGUACCCCAAUUUUAGUCUCUCUUCACCGGCUGUAUCUUCUAAUUUGCCGGAAUUGCCAUCUUCUUUGCUACCUGCGAGUACAAGCACAACCAGUGUAACAUCUGCUUCUUUACCUCUGUUAAAUUUUCCUCCUGCACCUUCUGCAUUGCCUCCUGCACCUGCGGCAUUGUCUCCUGCACCUUCUGCAUUGCCUCGCGCACCUUCUGCAUUGCCUCCUGCACCUUCUGCUACCCUAGCUUCAGAAAUUUUGCCAGUUGCAUUAGCCAACAAGGCAACAAAUGUUUCAACUUCAGCAGUUUCGCUAGCUUCUAACUUUCCAUCACUGACCCCAUUGACCAAUUCUGGUCCAGAUGUAAAUGCUAUAGUGCCACCGGUCUCCAGCAAACCUAAUGCAAUUUCAGGCUCAGGUUUGCUAUAUCAAACUGUAUCACAGUUCUCUCCUGCUUUAAUGCCCCCGGUCUCCAGCAAACCUAAUGUGAUUUCUGGUUCAAGCUUGCCAUACCAAACUGUAUCACAGUUCUCUUCUGCUUUAACACCACCAGUCUCCAGCAAACCUAAUGCAAUUUCAGGUUCAGGUUUGCCAAAUCAAACUGUGUCACAGUUCUCUCCUGCAGUUGUUGGAUCAUCUCAUUCUAUCCAUACAGACACACCAGCCCCUGCUCUGGUAACCCCAGGUCAAUUAUUGCAGCCUGGACCAACUAAAGUUUCGUAUGCUCAGCCUUCACAGGCACCUAAUAAGGAUGUUGAAGUGGUUCAAGUGUCUUCAACAUCAUCUGCUGAGCCAUCUCGGCCAGUUUCUGCUGAAACUCAGCCACCGAUACUGCCAUUGCCAGUAAAUUCAAGGCCCAAUUUCCGGGCUGGUGGAGCUCCAAUCCAAACUCAUUAUGGCGGCUACAACUAUAGAGGACGAGGAAGAGGAAGAGGAACUGCGGGCUUUCGUCCAGUCACAAAAUUCACUGAAGAUUUUGAUUUCACGGCAAUGAAUGAGAAAUUCAAAAAGGAUGAAGUAUGGGGCCAUCUUGGUAAAAGCAAUAAGUCUCAUUCAAAAGAUAAAGAUGGGGAAGAAAAUGCUUUUGAUGAAGAUUACAAUGAAGAAGAAGACAAUGAUGACUCAUCAAAUGCUGAGGUUAAGCCUGUUUAUAACAAGGAUGAUUUCUUUGAUUCGCUCUCGAGCAAUGUGAGUGAUAAUGCUUCACAGAACGGAAGGACUAGAUACUCUGAACAGAUUAAGAUUGAUACUGAGACAUUUGGUGAUUCUGCGAGGUACCGUGGUGGUGGUCGAGGGGGCCGUGGUGGGCCUUUCCGUGGUGGACGUACUCGAGGUGGUUUUUAUGGAAGAGGAGGAGGGUUUGGCUAUUAUGGAAGAGGAAGGGGCCGUGGGCCUUUCCGUGCUGGUUAGUUUUUGUUUAGUCAUGGUGGAGAAUAAGAGCCAAGGCAGAGUCCCAAUAAAGCUCAGUACUUAUGUUAUAGACCAUGUUUGGUUAUUGUGUUUUCCUUUAUGUUUGUUUCGCCGAGUAAGUCGGACAUCCUUUUCUUGUCAUGUUACCUGUUACCGCCUUGUGACUCCUCUACCCAGCCGCUUAGUUUGAUGGAAUGGUGAACUUAUACCAUUUGAUUUAGCUUAUAUCAACAGGGAAGUUUAGACUAAA
Molecule: messenger RNA, 2462 nt
Organism: Lotus japonicus
Lineage: Eukaryota; Viridiplantae; Streptophyta; Magnoliopsida; Fabales; Fabaceae
Product: protein decapping 5
Exons: 8
Coding region: 155-2212 (685 amino acids)
Biological process (GO): P-body assembly; cytoplasmic stress granule assembly
Cellular component (GO): P-body
Molecular function (GO): mRNA binding
Source: RefSeq, a predicted model, not a curated record